This is a messenger RNA of Elaeis guineensis (African oil palm), 1340 nucleotides long. Its product is annotated as CBS domain-containing protein CBSX1, chloroplastic. The record is from RefSeq and is a predicted model, not a curated record. NCBI's taxonomy places the organism in Eukaryota, Viridiplantae, Streptophyta, Magnoliopsida, Arecales, Arecaceae.
GCAGAAGCAGCGUAUCUUUGAGCAUCAGAUGGCCGCUGAAGCCCGAUGGAAAUAUCUUUCUUUGAACCCACUCUCCCCUCCUUCCCUCUUCCUUCGACGAGGGAGCGUUGUAAAAACAGGGAGAGCGAGGGCACAGUGGGAGGCGGAAAAGGCACGAAGGGAGAAGAAGAGCUCAGAAAAUAAUGGAUUCACUCGUUCUCUCGGAUGCCCUUCUCCCCUCUUCUUCCUUGGGUUUGGCGCCCUGCCUUCCCCUUCUCCGCCGAGGAAUCCUUUCGACGCCUCGCCUCGCCAUCUCACGGCGAACCCUCAGAGCGGGUCUCACGGCGGCAUCCGGCAGGCCCUCCGCCAUGGCCAAGAACGGGGCCUUGAUGAACGAUUCUACGUCGCAAAGCAAUGGCGUUUAUACAGUUGGAGAUUUUAUGACUAAAAGGGAAGAUUUAUACGUUGUAAAGCCUGCAUCUUCGGUUGAUGAAGCAUUGGAGAUGCUAGUAGAGCAUAGGAUAACUGGCCUUCCUGUGGUUGAUGAUGACUGGACGUUGGUAGGUGUAGUUUCAGAUUAUGAUUUGUUAGCACUGGAUUCCAUAUCAGGGAGUGGACAGCCUGAUACAAGCAUGUUUCCUAAGGUUGACAGUACGUGGCAAACAUUCAAGGAGAUCCAGAAAUUGUUAAGUAAAACUAAUGGUAAAGUCAUCGAUGAUGUGAUGACACCUUCUCCCCUUGUGGUUCGUGAAACAACAAACCUUGAAGAUGUUGCAAGGCUAUUACUUGAAACAAAGUACCACAGGUUUCCUGUUGUUGACAGUGCUGGUAAAUUGAUUGGUAUUAUUACGAGGGGAAACGUCGUUAGUGCAGCACUCCAAAUAAAACGUGCUAGCGAAAAGAAUUCUCAGCUAUAAGAUGGGAUGAGCUUCAAGCAUUCACCAUCAGGAGAAGACACUGAAGUUCCGACUCCAGGUACUCAGCUAUUCUUUUGGAUGGGCAACCGGAUGGUGGAAAUAUAUUGUUUUCAAAGCCAUGAAUGAGAAGCAAUUUUCAGUUGUGCUAUUUUUUAUGUAAAAUUUUUCAUGUCAUUCUUAUCAUCCAAUUUUCUUUCUGUCAUUAGCUAUAUCUCAUCUUGAUAGAUUCUUUUGGAUCAAGCAACCUGAAAGGUACUUUAUGUGGGGUUAUUCUCUCAAAUACACUUAUCGUGCAGUUAAGCUGUUGCUGUCUGUAAAUGAUCAGUUUGAGUUUAAGUGGAAUGACUUGCAGGCAAAGUAAAUAAAUGAUAACUGAGAUGUUUUGCCCCAUUUGUUCUUCAUAAGGCAUUGCAGUGUCUAUUGAGGAAUAUUGAGAGCUAAACC